Molecule: messenger RNA, 1830 nt
Organism: Lasiodiplodia theobromae
Lineage: Eukaryota; Fungi; Ascomycota; Dothideomycetes; Botryosphaeriales; Botryosphaeriaceae
Product: Molybdenum cofactor biosynthetic protein
Exons: 3
Coding region: 1-1830 (609 amino acids)
Biological process (GO): protein urmylation; tRNA wobble position uridine thiolation
Cellular component (GO): cytoplasm; cytosol
Molecular function (GO): adenylyltransferase activity; thiosulfate-cyanide sulfurtransferase activity; URM1 activating enzyme activity
Source: RefSeq, a predicted model, not a curated record
AUGCCCAUCGAUUCGAGCAUCGCGUCGCUGCAGCACGAAAUUGCGUCGUGCGAGCGCCAGCUGCAGCGCCUCAAGCAACAGCUCGCCGAUGCCGAAGACGCCCGCUCCCGGAACCAAUCGUCCUCGUCGGCCACCGCCUCCUACUCCUACGCUCCCUCCGUCCCCACCGCAUCCCUCCCAGCCGACACGUUCCACAGCGACAUUCACCAUAACAGGCAGUUCCUAGGCGCUGCGCUGGGCGGCGGGCUACCCGAUGAGUGGCAGGCAGAACUGUGGGCGGUGCUGGAGCAGCCGGCACAUGACGACGGGCAGCGGCGGUGGCCGCUGGAGAAACACGAAUACAGGCGAUAUGGACGGCAGCUGAUCAUGCCCGAGGUGGGUUUGCAAGGGCAGCUGCGACUACGGAGCUCUGCCGUCCUCAUAAUCGGGGCGGGCGGGCUGGGCUGCCCGGCUGCGGCCUACAUUGCUGGCGCGGGAGUGGGCACACUUGGCAUGGUGGAUGGCGAUACUGUUGAGGAGUCGAAUCUCCACCGCCAGAUCCUGCACAGCACGAGCAAGGUCGGCAUGCCCAAGGUGGAAAGUGCACUGAGAAAUCUAAAGUGCCUGAAUCCGAACGUCAGGUAUUAUUCCUACAAUACCAGACUGACACCUGAGAACGCCCAGGAUAUAUUUUCUGAGUACGACAUUGUCCUAGACUGCACAGAUACGCCCGCGUCUCGCUACCUCAUUUCAGACACAUGCGUGCUUCUGGGCAAGCCGCUCGUGUCUGCGUCAGCCCUGCGGACCGAAGGGCAGCUGAUGGUGCUUAACAACCCACCGAGGCCACCAGGAGACUCAACUGGAGGACCCUGCUACCGAUGUGUCUUUCCAAAGCCACCACCCGCUGAAAGCGUCAUCAGCUGCGGAGAAGGCGGUAUCCUUGGGCCAGUCGUCGGUGUCAUGGGAGUUCUCCAGGCGUUGGAAGCCAUCAAAGUGAUUACAGCGGGUAUCGAGAGGCCCCCAUCGGACGAGAUGGAUGUGGAUGGUGCCUCUCCAGCUUCCGAUAAGCUGCACGACGCGGCGGCAGCAGGCAGCAAACCCACAAGCAACAAGCCCUCCCUGCUGCUUUUCUCCGCAUACAGUAAUCCACAGUUUCGCUCUUUCGGACUCCGCACCAGAAAGGCAAAGUGCGCCGCUUGCUCUGCGCAGGCAACAGUGACGCGCCAAGCUCUUACAUCCGGUUCGAUGGACUAUGUGCAGUUCUGUGGCGCCGUCGGUCCCAUCAAUGCACUCAGCCCCGAGGAGCGUAUUUCAGCGCUCGACUAUCACCAAGCACGCAAUGGAAUUGCGUCUGUAGCCAAAGAAAACAGCAGCCCUUUCUCAGAUGGGAGACCCGAGAGCCAAAACCACAUACUUGUGGACGUGCGCGAGAAGGUACAGUUCGAGCUGGCGCACCUGGAUGACAGCAUCAACAUACCAUUCUCCGACAUUGUUGCCACCGCUGUACCCCAACUAUCUUCAUCGUCAUCGCCACCCGCAUCAGCUUCCACCACACCUGCAACACCUGCUACCGGCAGCGCGGACUCGCCUGCAUCUCCGAAGCAGGCAACAGAAGGAGGCAACACCAAUGAUCAGUUGGAGCCUGCCCCGGCGUGGCUCACUCAGCUCCGCCAGCUACCUGCUGAGAAGCCCAUAGUUGUGACGUGUCGCCUCGGCAAUGAUUCGCAGCUCGCAGUGCGCAAAAUGAAGGCGCUGGGCUUAGAUGGGGACGGCAAAAGAAUGAUCGUCGAUGUGAGGGGAGGACUGCGGGCUUGGAGAGAAAACGUGGAUGCAGAGUUUCCAGAUUAUUGA